AAUAAGAGCGACAUGAUGCGGAAGGAAAUUUUGAUCAAAACAACAAGUUCAGUGAUAUUCUCCAUAGAAUAAACUGUUUCAACCCGAAUCGAAAGCGAUAAAUUGGAUGUAUUUUUAAAAACUGAACAUGGACAUUUCAGAACAAGUCCAAAACCCUCCAACAGUGUUAGCAGAUGAACUUUCAAGUCAUCUUACCUGUCCAAUUUGUGGGCGAUUAUACUCCGAACCAGUAAUAAGCAUAAAAUGUGGUCAUACUUUUUGUAAGAAAUGUGCUUUCUCAGCUUCACAUUGUCCUGUCGAUGGUAAUCAUUGUGACACCACACAGCUUGUAGUAAACAGAUUAGUUGUUGGCCAGAUAGAAGACCUACUGAUUUAUUGUCAAUAUGGUGUAAUGAAACAAAAUGGAGACUUUGUUUCUGAUCCCAGUGGAUGCCAAGAAAAAAUCCAGAUCGGAAAGAGAAGUGAACAUGAAUCUCAAUGUUCAUUUGCACCUUUGCCAUGUCCUAAUAGUGAGGUUCACUGUGGUAGAUUUCGUAAAUUAGAGUUGGAAUCUCAUACAGAAGUUUGUCCUUAUUUACCUUGUAGUCAUGGAAACAAAGGAUGUGAGUUUACAGGAACAAAAGACCAAAUAUCAGAGCACUUGAAUCAUUGUGGUUAUAGAGGAUUACAGAAUAGUGUUAGCAUAAAAGAUUUUAAUCUACAGACCAGACUUUUAGAAGAAAAUAACAAGGAACUAAGAGAACAUGUAAAUUUAUUAGAGAACAAAGUGGUAUUGUUAGAGGGAAGUAAAACAUCUAUACAAACACAACUGGAAACGUGUGUCAGGGAAAUAACUUCAUUACAAUCAAAAUAUGACAAUCUACAGUCCACUCUUGACCAUCUGAUGUCUGGAAGAAAUAGAAGAUCAAUAAGUUCCCCAGGAAAUGCAGGAGAUUACAGUCUUAGGUCAAGGUCAAACAGUUCUAGUAAUUUAAGUGGAACUAAAAGAAGUCCUUCAAGUUCUAUUAGAGAAGAACAUUGGCAGAUGCCCUUUGUUUUCAAAUGUAUAGGUACUCUGAAGGGUCACAAUGAUAUAGUUUGGUGUCUUGCUACCAAGCGAUAUAAAGUAUUUAGUUCUGGAUCUGAUAGUACAAUUAAGGUUUGGGACAUGGAAAAUUUAGCCAAAGGGUGUAUCAAAACAAUGGAAGGUCAUACAGGAACCAUACAUUCAAUGGCAGUACAUGAAGACAGUUUAUAUUCAGCUGGAGACGAUAGAUCUAUCAGGUUGUGGAAUACUAAGACAUUUGAAGAAGAGAAAUGUGUUGAGAAUGCUCAUGAUAAUAUUAUAAGUGCCAUGAUAGUAGCGGGAGAGUAUUUAUUCACCUCAACAUUUUCAUUGAUAAAGGUCUGGGAAAUAAGAAGUCUGACAUUUAAGACAGUUAUAUCAGGAUUACACCAUUGGGUUCGAGCUUUAGCUUUAUCUAUGUCCAAGGAUAGUUUAUUUAGUGGAUCUCAUAACACUAUAGAUAUAUGGAAUACAGUAGAACCAUUCAAUCUGAAGGGAAAAAUUGACCAUACGUUUGGAUCUGUCUAUUCUAUCACUGUUACACCAAAAUAUGUUGUGGCUGGGACAUACAAUAGAUUAAUUCAAGUUUUUGAUGUAUCCACUUACAAACAUGUAUCCACAUUAAAGGGCCAUAUAUCCACGGUAACCAGUAUGGCCAUUUCCUACUCUGGACGAUUUCUUAUCUCUGGUUCGGCUGAUUUGAAAGUUAUGGUUUGGGAUUUAGAGAACAUGCUACCUAUACAGACAUUACAGCGACAUGAUGGUAGUGUUAACACAGUGAUAGUUGUUGGGGAUUUUAUGUUAUCAGGGUCAGAGGAUAAAGAAAUAAAGGUUUACAGAUACUUCCAAAUGCAGAUGGGAUUUGCACUGCAGGGUGUGACAUAAUGGACAUUUGGAAUAUCAUCUUGUGUUUGGUGCUGAUAUCAUACUUUGUAUGAUAGAAUAUUGAGUAUCACAUGACAGAUUGGAUCUAAACAAACUACUAGUCGUUAUGAUUUUAAAGUAUUUGUCACAUGACUUUAAGAAACAACAAUUAAUCAAUCUUAGGAAAUCACUAUAAUGUGAACUUUUUAUAUUUUGUGCAAAUUUUCGAUUUCAUAGUUCACUAAACAAGGAAAAUGAUAGUGCAAGUGGGGCAUUGUGUCCUAUAGACACAAGUUCUUGUUCUUUGAUGGAAUUACUUAUAUAAUUCCAAUAAACAAUAAAAUUUUGGGCAUUAUUUUCAUAGCUGUUACUCCUUAAUUACAGUUGUUGACUAAUUUUCUUGCCAUUGAUCAGUUCAAUUUGAAUAUUAGCUAGAACUAUUUAAAUUAAUAUUUCUCAAAUGAAACACUUCAUGUAGCUUUACUUUAAAUUUACCAAAGUUCCACCUUGCUAAAUACACAAAAUUCCAAUUUCAGUUUUAUUACUUAAUUGCCUCUGUUGACCUAGGGUCAUUUAGGGGAAAUGCUUCAUAUGGCAGGCAUUUUUUUUUUAGGCAUUAUGUGCUUAUAUAUGUGUGCAGACAAAGAAUUGUGAUAUGUUCUUUUAGAUUGAUUUUCUUUGAAUACAGUAUUUGAAAUAAAACUUUAUAGUCAAUGCAAAAAUAGUAAUGUUAAAAUGUUAUAAAGACAUAAAAGGAAGUGCCACAAUUGUCUUUUAGAAUUGUAUUAAGACAAUAGAAACGUGUUGACAUGGAAAUGUGAAUUAUGCGAUGUUUAAAAUGGUCUUGACAAAAUUUACAGUGAUUGAUUAUAUUGAUAUGUCUGAAUUAUAUUUUUUUACUCACCCUUGCUCAGUAUUAAGUUUACUAGAAAAAAUAAAACAUAGUUUUCUCAUUUACAUUUUAAAAGGAGAUACAACAAAAGUGAUUAAAAAAGAUAUGAGCUGCUUCAGAUAGAAAUCAACCUUAUGCAAGUGCAUGUAUACAUGUACAUGAUAAGACUUUGAUUGAUUUUGGAUCAUUCCAAUACGAAGUAAAAGAUAAAUUUUGGUCUGUUUUGUAGGAUUCUUAUAUCAACUCAAACAACAGUUACAGACUUAACAUAGAAAUUUUUUCAACCCGAAAUAGGAUAACAGAUGUAUUAAUAUUCAUUUGCAUAACUAAGGUUGAUUUCUAUCCUAUGCAGCUCAUAUCUAUUAUUAAGUCCAAAACCUAAGAUCACCCUAAUUCUAAGGUAGUAUUGAAGAAAAAAUGAAGUCGUUCAGAAUCAUCAGUAAUAUUGAAAUACAUUUAAUGUUUGAGAAUGUGCUCUUUAAUAUAAUACAUUAGAUCUGUUGUCAAAACUGAAAUGUUUUUUUAUUUGAAACAUUGAACUCUUAAUGCAAAUGUAUAGUAAUGUAACAUUUUAUAAAUAAUUAAAUCAUUCAGAUAAAAAUUAAUAUCAGAAAAACAUAAAGUAUUUGAAAAAUUGUUCCAAUAUGUAAUAUUUUGUUUCCGUUUGCCAGGAUUGAUCCAUGGUAUUUGAAUCAAAUGAACUCGUGAUGCAAAAUAUUGUAAAAUAAAACAUUUUGAUGUGACUUUUAUAACAAUUCUUUCAAAGAUUUUUUUUUAAUUUCAAUCAUAAGAUGGAUUGUAUAGAAUACACAUGAAAUAUUGUGCAAUGUUAUUACCUUUUGUAUUUAUUGUUCAUUUGUUCGCAUCCUGAAUAUGCAUGAAAUAUUUGCCACUGGACAUUAAGCAAUCAACAAUCAUCAACUUAUAACCAAUAGAUCAGAAUUGGUACAAUGUAGCUAUAGAGUUGUAACAGAUAAAAUACAUUAAAUUUCAGUAUUAUAUAUUACUUUUAUUAAAACGUAUUUUACCCUUUAAAACCCUGUUAAUAAUUUCAUAGGUAGUGAUUUUAUUUUCAAUAUUUUUUUACCUUUGAAGUAAUUUUUUUUUUUAUCUCAUAAGGUAAUUUUCCAUUUAUUUUAUAUAUAAUACAAUUAUUUUUCAAUAGCUGCUCAGAAGUUAUGCUUUUUGUAUAAACACCUUAUUACAUGUAUUCAUAAAAAUUUGUACAAUUUGAUGUACUUUGAGGUUGCUAUAUGGUGCAUAAUUAAAACUAUAUAUUUAAUUUGUAGAAGGUCCAGUAACAACAACACUUUAAGGAAUGCUCCAGUAAUUUAUUGAGAUCGACAUGUUUCGGUGGCUAGGCCACCGUCGUCAGGAUAGAAAACAAUACAUAAAAUCAUAAUGAGGUACAAAAUCGGGUUGAGAAAAUUAAAACGUCACAAUGUUGCUAUGGUGAGUAACAUUAUAAAUAGCAAUUGAAAGAGAAAGUGAAAGUAAGUAUAUAUGGAGGUAAACUAUUAAAAUAAAAUAAAAUAAGAUAAAAAUACAAUAUUUUUGUUGUUAAAAUGUUUGUAAGGAAAGCCAGUCAAAUGGUACGGAAUUGCCAGUAAAAUGUCGUCUAUAUUUGGAAAUAAAGACGUUAAUUGAACACAAAGUUUACACAGUACACAACUGACAAUAAUUUAGUGUAUAAUUCGUUCCACUGUGCAAGAGUGCUAACACAUGAUGGCAGAAUAAUUUUAACAAACAUUUUAACAACAAAAAUAUUGUAUUUUUAUUUUAUUUUAUUUUAUUUUAAUAGUUUACCUCCAUAUAUACUUACUUUCACUUUCUCUUUCAAUUGCUAUUUAUAACGUCUUCACCAUAGCAACAUUGUGACGUUUUAAUUUUCUCAACCCGAUUUUGUACCUCAGCAUGAUUUUAUGUAUUGUUUUCUAUCCUGAUGACGGUGGCUAGCCACCGAAACAUGUCGAUCUCAAUAAAUUACUGGAGCAUUC
Messenger RNA from Mytilus californianus (California mussel), 4798 nucleotides. RefSeq names its product E3 ubiquitin-protein ligase TRAF7-like. Bases 128 to 1930 code for a protein of 600 amino acids. The transcript has 15 exons. Gene Ontology annotation, molecular function: protein binding. NCBI's taxonomy places the organism in Eukaryota, Metazoa, Mollusca, Bivalvia, Mytilida, Mytilidae. The record is from RefSeq and is a predicted model, not a curated record.